GGAAUGUCUCAAAGCGACUCCUUCAAUCUCUCGCGAGGGGCCGGUGAUCUCUGCGCUCUAUCAAGUACUGUGCCUGGACCCAUAGAGAGUAUGAUUGUUCUUAUUUACAUCUUAUUUUGAUGCUACGGGAUUUUUUUUUUUUUUUUUCCAAAGAAAAAUAAAAACUUGCAGGAAAUAUACAAAGUGCAUUCAAAGUGAGAUAAACAACCUUCUAAAACUACGUUAUGUGCUACGGAAAAGCUGUAGGAAAAUAAGGGAAAUAAUUCACCAAAUUUGUUCCAGUCAUAUAACAGUUAACUCAUUCUUUCUUAUAGAAAGUUCGGAUUGUAACUUCUGUCGGACAAAAGGUAUUAAUUUAUAUGUACUGUAAUUACGUAUCUGUUCAACCGGGGGGGGUUAGAAAGUUUAUUCAACAGCAAGAUGCUUCCUGUAUUAAUAACCCUUUGCUUUAUAAUAUAUCAAGUGCAACCCGGUCUGGGAUGCCAGCUUCCUUCUGAUUGGAGACACCUCAGUGAGGGAUGCAGAGCUGAGCUCGCAGAGAUUAUAGUGUAUGCCAAGGUGUUGGCGCUGCAUCAAGACGUGUACAGCAUGUACAAUUACUUACCAUACCAAUAUGAAGGCAGCGAGGGGGGGCUCUUCUACUCGGCAGAGAUUGAGCUGCUCUGUGACCAAGCCUGGGGCAGUAUGUUGGAGGUGCCCGCUGGAUCUAGACUGAACCUCACUGGUCUGGGCUACUUCUCCUGUCAGUCACACACUGUUGUACAAAACUACUCCUACAUCUUUUUUCUUCGGAUGGAUGAAAACUAUAACAUACUUCCUCAUGGAGUGAAUUUCCAGGAUGCGAUCUUCCCAGACACCCAUGAAAACAGAAGGACCUUUUCCAGCCUCUUUCAGUUCUCCAAUUGCUCUCAUGGACAGCCCCCCCAGAUGUUCAGCAAUGACUGGGAGGUACAGGAGGACAGCCGGCUCCUGUGCUCCUCUGUGCAGAUGGCCCUCUUUGAGGAGGAGGAUCGUACAAAGAGGCUGCAGGAGAAGGUGGCUGUCCUGGAGAAGCGCAAUAAGCAGCUGCGAGACCGCGUCAAGAAGGUCAAGAGGUCACUGAGGCAGGCCCGCAAAAACAGCCGGCGUAUGGAGCAAGCUAACAAGAAACUGCAGGAGAAACUGGUAGAGGCAGUCAGCGAGCACGGCCCCCAUCCUAACUCGCCCUCCAUUUUCCUUAAGGUGUAAUGCGCAACGCACGUGUUGCCGUGACUGUUGGUGAUCCAUUAACCUUGCCCCCUUUUUGAUGGGCACUCAUGGAGGUUGCUGGGCAAUCUUCAUUACUGAAAUGUUUUUUUGGUAAUGGUCACAAAAAUAUGUAUUGCAGUUAGUUCUUGUUAAACACAGGUAUGUAUAUAUAUAUAUAUAUAUAUA
This is a messenger RNA of Acipenser ruthenus (sterlet), 1413 nucleotides long. RefSeq names its product coiled-coil domain-containing protein 3-like. Gene Ontology annotation, cellular component: extracellular region. NCBI's taxonomy places the organism in Eukaryota, Metazoa, Chordata, Actinopteri, Acipenseriformes, Acipenseridae. The record is from RefSeq and is a predicted model, not a curated record. The transcript is spliced from 3 exons. Gene Ontology annotation, biological process: negative regulation of gene expression. Bases 421 to 1227 code for a protein of 268 amino acids.